This is a messenger RNA of Sus scrofa (pig), 1448 nucleotides long. The record is from RefSeq and is a predicted model, not a curated record. NCBI's taxonomy places the organism in Eukaryota, Metazoa, Chordata, Mammalia, Artiodactyla, Suidae.
AUGCUGCUUCAUGCUCGGAAGAAGACGUCCCUCCUCUUCCCUGUGCCCUCUCCGCCCUCUCCAGCGAGCCACCGCGGCAGAGGCGGAAUGGAGCGCCCUCCUGCAGCGCCCAGAGCGGCGGCGGCGACGGUGGACACCGCCGAGGGAUCGAGUGUCGGGCUCAGCCCUGCCCCGCACCCGGGAACCUCCAGGAGCAAGCCGCAGCUUAGGGCACCCAGAGACGUGCGCGGCCCGGACGCCCUGAGAGCCAAGUUUUCUCUCCAACACCUUUGCUCCUCCUCCUCCCUCCUCCGCUCCCCCUCCCCGUCCCCUUCAGGCUCCGCGCCCCACCGUUGCUGUCCCGCUGCGGAGCAGAAGCUAGUGCUUGCAGAGCCCCUAGGUCCUCUCCGGGGAAUUUUUGGACCAGGUGCCUGUGCCCAUUGGGCGAAGGGGAGGAGAGGCGCCCUUAGAGCAGGGGGUGCAGGCCAAUCAGGCGGCGGCGGCCGGGGGUGGAGCCGGGCCGGGGCGGGGCGAAUAUGGGGGGCCAGGCCACCCUGGCAGCUGCGGCGCGCGCUAACCCAACGCGGGGAGGCGCUGGAGGGGCUGCGGGGGCCCGGAGCCGGGAAGUGGGCCCCGGAGGGCCCCCCGCCCCGGGAGAGGCUAGCUAGACUUGAGGUGCGACAGUUCCCUCCCAGAAAAGUGAAGGAUGACGGGGCCGAGACCCUUUCCCGGGUCUUAAAGGAGGCGGGGAGGAUGAGAAUUGGCGAUGGAGAGGGAGCGCAGGACCAGAGCAAGAGUGAGCCCGCGAUGCCCCUCGGAGAUGAAAAGGUGGAACCGGAGUAAGAUGGGUAAUUUGCUGACAAAGAGGAGAGGAAGGUGUUGAGAUUUUCUUAUUGUCACCUUAUUCUUGGACCAAAAACAGGGAUAUGGAGAGAGAGGAGAGCUCUCUUUCUCUCUGCUCUCACCACUGCUGCAACACAGCCCACCAAUCCAAGGAGCAUCAUCUACCAGGCCCCAUUCAUGGUUGUUUCUGAGACAGCCUUGGUCCUUGCCCAAGGGCCCUAUUAAAGUUUACGUCGGGUUAGAUGCGUUCAGUUUGCUCCACUUCUGCAGAUCCAUCCACUACUUCCACUCAUUUAAUGGAAGUCUCAGUCUUCUUUUUUUUUUUCUUAAACUGAGUCUCCCUGUGUUCUUUUCCUCCAAGACCGGGUCGAUUUGUACACAGGCUUUGGAAACAUAAAACUAAUUAUGUUGUCAUUCACCUGACAAUGGUUUUAUAAAGCACAUAGACCUGAACAUUUUUUGCUUGUUUUGUGGGGUUUUGUUUGUUUGUUUGGGGGGGAUCUAUUUUUGUUUGUUGUUUUGCUUUGGCUGAGCCUGAACCUUGUGGAAAUUCCCCGGGGGCUGGAAUCAAACCCGAGCCACAGCAGGGCUCCAAACCACUGCAGUGACAAUACUGGAUCCUUAAU